AAAACAGAAAAAGGACAAUCCACAUUUAAAGCUUUGCAAACAUCAUGUUAACAUUGAAGCAGAAAUAGAUGACACAAGUCAAUAUUUAUUACAUAACUUUCCUGCAGUUAUUAUUAGAAACGCUUUCCCAUCAUCUGAUAUUAUAUUCGAAGAAACAGAUGGUUAUCUUUCAAAUGAAAGUGUUAAUAGCCAGCAUCAUCAAUCCCACCAGGACGAUAUCCAGAGAAAUACUAGUUCAGAUGACUACGAGAAUGAUAAUAAUGCUAGCAAGAUAAUUCAGGAAAAUGAUAGUCAAGAUGAUGUUCAAG
Racocetra fulgida is the source of this 308-nucleotide messenger RNA. Lineage: Eukaryota; Fungi; Glomeromycota; Glomeromycetes; Diversisporales; Gigasporaceae. The record is from the annotation of a GenBank genome assembly.